This is a messenger RNA of Aspergillus fischeri NRRL 181, 1098 nucleotides long. Its product is annotated as D-isomer specific 2-hydroxyacid dehydrogenase family protein. The record is from RefSeq and is a predicted model, not a curated record. The transcript has a single exon. Gene Ontology annotation, molecular function: NAD binding; oxidoreductase activity, acting on the CH-OH group of donors, NAD or NADP as acceptor. Bases 1 to 1098 code for a protein of 365 amino acids. Lineage: Eukaryota; Fungi; Ascomycota; Eurotiomycetes; Eurotiales; Aspergillaceae.
AUGAGCGCAAAUCCGUCCCCGACGCACCACCACAUCGUUUUCCUUCAGGCCGAUUAUUGUCCAAUUCCCGACUUUCGCUUCCCGCCUGGUCAUACUUUUACUACGACCGUCUAUCAGCAGACUUCACUCUCAGAACUCCAUUCGCGUAUUCAUGAUGCCUCAGUUGUUGUAUUCUCAUAUAUCCCAUUUGACGCGCACACACUCUCCCCUGAGGUGACACCGCAUCUCAAACUUAUUGCCGUCGCAGCAGUGGGCACGGAUUGUAUUGAUCUCGAAGCAUGCAGAAAGAGAGGGAUCACUGUGAGCAGGUCCGUUGGCGCAAACGUGGAUUCAGUUUCCGAGCAUGCAAUCGGAUUGUACUUCGCUUCCCGGCGGCGCAUACUGGAUAUGCACACGUUGACGAGAGCGGGCGAAUGGGCGCACAAAAAAGGAACCAUCAUGUAUCAACUUCUCGACAAACACGGCCAGCCUCCUUUGAGUUGCCAAGACGAAGUAGUUGGUAUUAUUGGAAACGGGAUUGUUGGUAAGUCGGUCAAGUCCGAUGUGGUUCCGUCAAUUGUUGCUCUCGAGGCUGACAAUACAAAUGUAGGACAAAGGAUCGCUCAGCUCGCACGCAACCUGGGGAUGAAAGUGCUCAUAUCAGCUCGGAAAGAUCCUGCAGCAUCGGCGUCACUGAGCACGGUCGACAGCAUCGAGCGAGCUCCAUUCGAUGCGGUCAUCAGACAAAGCACGGUCAUUUUCGUGGCAGUGCCGCUUAGUCCUUCGACGCGGAAUCUCAUAUCGACCCCAGAGUUGGAAAUUAUGUUACCGCAUACUGUCAUCGUCAACGUCUCCCGCGGAGGAAUCGUAGACGAAGACGCACUAAUCGAGGCUUUGAAAAAGGGUACGAUUGCCGGCGCGGCCACGGAUGUCUUCCGUCAAGAGCCUGCUGGAUUGGAUAACUCUCCAUUACUGUCCGACGGGACAAAGGGUCUUAAUCUAAUUGUCACUCCUCAUCUAGCGUGGCUAUCGAAGAAAACCCUAGCCAACUAUUCGCAGAUGGUCCAGCAGGCCAUUGAAGGAUGGAGUGCAGGACAGCCAUGCAAUGUCGUGACAUAA